Molecule: messenger RNA, 3922 nt
Organism: Engraulis encrasicolus (European anchovy)
Lineage: Eukaryota; Metazoa; Chordata; Actinopteri; Clupeiformes; Engraulidae
Gene: tbc1d8b
Product: TBC1 domain family member 8B
Exons: 20
Coding region: 96-3734 (1212 amino acids)
Molecular function (GO): calcium ion binding
Source: RefSeq, a predicted model, not a curated record
UGGUUCCACGCUCACAACAAAUGUCUACUACGGGUACAGCAGCAGGAAUGUGUGUAGUGGCAUGUUGCUGAUUCGAUAGUCAUUCAGAUUUCAGCAUGUGGCUUAAACCCGAAGAAGUGCUUCUGAAAAAUGCACUCAAGUUAUGGGCAACCGUGAAAUCCAAUGAUUAUUUCAUAUUGCAGAGGCGUCGGGGAUACGGGGAAGGAAGCGGUGGCUUGGCAGGGCUCCUGGUGGGCACCUUGGAUGCCGUGCUGGACUCCACUGCCAAGGUGGCACCGUUCCGCAUCCUGCACCAGACCCCGGACUCGCAGGUCUACUGGAACAUAGCAUGCGGGGCGAGCGAGGGGGAGAUUGCCCACCACUGGGAGUGGCUGCAGCAGAACAUCAUGAGGACCCUGUCUGUCUUCGACUCCAGCGAUGACAUCACCAGCUUCGUCCAGGGAAAGAUCAGAGGUCUGAUCGCGGAGGAGAGCAAGGCGAGCCUGGUGGCGGAGGACGACCCAGAGAAGUUCCGUGAGGCGCUGCUCCGCUUCGAGUCGUGGUUCUCGCUGCCCGCCAAGGAGAAGCUGGUGACCUACUACUCGUGCAGCUACUGGAGGGGCCGCGUGCCCUGCCAGGGAUGGCUCUACCUCAGCACCAACUUCCUCUGCUUCUACUCAUACCUGCUGGGAAACGAAGUGAAGCUGGUGAUCUCGUGGGUGGAGAUCAGCCGUCUGGAGAAGACGUCGAGCGUGCUGCUGACGGAGAGCAUCCGGGUGGUGUCGGGCGGAGAGGACCACUGCUUCUCCAUGUUCAUGCACCUGCAGCAGACCUUCCUGCUUAUGGAGCAGCUGGCCGACUACGCCGUGAGACGCCUCAUCGACAAGGAGACGUUUCCCGCCGACCACAUGCUAGCAGACCCUCUGCACAUCACCAAGAGGGGCCUGGAGACCCAUGCGAGGAACGAGGCUUUCCGUGCAUUCUUCCGUCUGCCGCGCGAGGAGAACCUGCUGGAGGUGUACGAGAGCUUCCUGUGGGUGCCCUUCAGCCACUUCAACACCCUGGGCAAGAUCUGCGUCUCCGAGAACUACCUCUGCUUCGCCAGCCAGGACGGCAGCCAGUGCCACCUCAUCAUUCCAGUCAGAGAGAUCCUGAGUGUGGAGAAGCCAGACCGCAGUAGCAGGGCCCUGACAGUGUGCCUGCGGGGGAAGAGGGCGCUGCGCUUCUCGGAGGUCAGAGACUACGAGCGGCUGGCCAACACCAUCCGCAAGAGGAGCGGCAACACCGCCAGCCCCAUGCACUCCGCAUCAUGCCAGGCGCUGCUGGAGUGUGGUGAGGAUGAGGAGGGUCUAAUGGUGGGUCAGAGGGACAGCAGUAAGACGGUCAGCACUGAAGCCCUCAUGAACGUCUUCCACCCCCAGGACGCAGAGAACCUCGACCCCAAAAUGCUGAAGGAGAAGAUGAAGGAGCAGUCGUGGCAGAUCCACUUUGCGGAGUACGGCCGCGGAACCAGCAUGUUCUGCACGCGCAAGACCCGCGACCUGAUCGUCAGGGGGGUGCCUGAAUCUCUCAGGGGGGAGCUGUGGUUGUUAUUUUCAGGUGCAGUGAAUGACAUGGCGACGCACCCGGGUCACUACUCGGAGCUGGUGGAAGCCUCCCUGGGCACCAGCUCUCUGGCCACAGAUGAGAUCGAGCGCGACCUGCACCGCUCCCUCCCCGACCACCCGGCCUUCCAGAGCGACACGGGCAUAUCCGCCCUGCGCAGGGUGCUCACCGCAUACGCCUACCGCAACCCCAAGAUAGGCUACUGCCAGGCCAUGAAUAUCCUAGCGUCCAUGUUACUGCUAUAUGCCAAGGAGGAGGAGGCCUUCUGGUUGUUGGUAGCGGUGUGUGAACGGAUGCUGCCUGAAUACUUCAACCGCAGGAUCAUCGGUGCCCUGGUGGACCAGGCGGUGUUUGAGGACAUGAUCCGGGAGCACCUGACCCAGCUGACGGAGCACAUGACGGACCUGACCUUCCUGUCGUCCGUCUCGCUCUCCUGGUUCCUCACGCUCUUCAUCAGCGUGCUGCCCAUCGAGAGCGCCGUCAACGUGGUCGACUGCUUCUUCUACGACGGCAUCAAGGCCAUCCUGCAGCUGGGGCUGGCCACGUUGGAUUACAACAUGGACGCACUGCUGUGCUGUAAUGACGACACGGAGGCCGUUACUAUACUCAACAGGUUUUUCGACAGCGUGGCCAAUAAGGACAGCCCUCUGCCCGCCACCGUGCAGCAGGCGCCCGUGGGGACCAGUGACAGGGCGGCGCAGCGCGUGGACAUCAGUGACCUCAUCAGAGAGGCAUACGAGAAAUACGGGGACAUGAAGUCAGAGGAGGUGGAGAGCAUGAGGAGACGAAACAAACUCUACGUCAUCCAGACCCUGGAGGACACUACCAAACAGAACGUGGUCAGAGUGGUGGCCCAGGAGGUGAAGUUCAGUGCCCCCCACAUGGAAGAACUCUACGUGCUGUUCAAGAGGCAGCACUUCCUCAGCUGCUACUGGUCUGCAGGUAGCGGUAGCUCCACGUCCACGGCUCUGCAGAACCACGACCCGAGCCUGCCCUACCUGGAGCAGUACCAGCUGGGGCUGGGCCAGUUCAGCGCCCUCUUCCUGCUGCUGCAGCCCUGGAGCCUGGCGGCCGGCCACGCCUCCACGCAGGCCCUGGCCCGCUGGACUUUCCGCCUCAUCGACGACAACCACGACGGGCUCGUCAACUUUAGAGAGUUCUGCCGUGCCCUGGACAUCCUGUACAGUGGCUCCUUCACAGAGAAGCUGAAGUUCCUCUUCAAACUGCACCUACCGCCAGUGUGCGCUCCGGACAGCCCAGAUGAUGGAGUGAUAAGGAGAAGUCCAGAGAAAGGCCGUGGGAAGGUGGACCUGCAGGCGUACCUGAAGCAGUGGCAGGACGAGAUCCAGAAGAAGGAGGAAAGCAUUAAAGACCUGCCCCGCAUCGAACAGGCCCAGUUCAUCCUGCUCUCCAAGACACUGUACAGCCUGUUCCACGGGGAUCCUGAGGAGGAGGCGCUGUUCCGUGCCGUGGCCCGCGUCACCAGCCUGCUGCUCCGCAUGGAGGAGGUGGGCCGACACCUGCGGGAGGACUCCCAGACCUCCAGCAACCCCCAGUCUCCCACCAAGACCCCACCUCCUCAAACCUCCACCACUAGCCCCACAAGCCCACCUCCUCCUCCUCAAGCCUCCACCAGCAGCAGCCCCACCAAGACCUCCCAGAGUCCACCUCAUCAAGCCUCUAGUCCCACCUCCACCUCCACAGGUGCUCCUCAAGCAUCCUCCAGCUCUGUGGAGGCCAUCACGGAGCAGCUCCAGGCAGCCACCGUAGUUGACCCAGGCGCCUCCCCCAACCAGGGUCAGGGUCAAGGAGGAGGUCUAGACCUUCUCUCCACCUCCACCUCAGAAGACAGCCCUUCUCCGUCCUCUCCGAAGCCCCCCACCUCCUCCUCCGACCCUCCGUCCCCCUCGGGCUCGGCCUCGUCGGACACCCUGGAGACGGAGACGGAGCUGGCCAACACUCCGUCGGAGCACACGGCGCCGCCCAGCCCGGUGGCCAUGGAGUGGUCCUUCUCCUUCGAGCAGGUGCUGGCCUCGCUGCUCAACGAGCCCGUCCUGGUCAAGUUCUUCGAGAAGCCCGUGGACACCCAGAGUCUCCUGGACCGGGCCAGGAGGGACCAGCUCAAAGUCAAAGCACAGAUGAUUAAGUAAAACGACUGACCACCACCCCAAGCCCCCGAUUCACCCCCUAUUUCCCCAAACAAAACACACACACACACACACACACACAUACAAUUGCAAAGAUCCAGACCCUUUGUCUGUCAAUCUCUCUUUCUCUUUCUCUUUCUCUUUCUCUCUAUCUCUCUCUCUCUCUCUCUCUCUCUCUCUCUCUCUCUCUC